Molecule: messenger RNA, 1828 nt
Organism: Daucus carota subsp. sativus
Lineage: Eukaryota; Viridiplantae; Streptophyta; Magnoliopsida; Apiales; Apiaceae
Product: CBL-interacting serine/threonine-protein kinase 25
Exons: 1
Coding region: 272-1567 (431 amino acids)
Biological process (GO): protein phosphorylation; signal transduction
Molecular function (GO): protein serine/threonine kinase activity; ATP binding
Source: RefSeq, a predicted model, not a curated record
AGCCCAGAAAAUCUCUAAUAGAAUAAUAUCGUUUGUUUCAAAAUUCUAGCUCCUCAGUUUUACACAGCGCUAUAUAUACACAGCGAGUAUAUGACAUUUGUUUCCAUUUUCGACUCAUCAAUUUCAUUACCUUUUCCUAACCUCUUUCCAUGUUCACAAAUAAUCAUCAUCAUCUCUUCAUAAUUGACAAUUCUCUCUAGCCCAAUUUGAGUCAAACAAAUUUAGCACCACUCAAAAAACUAGCCUCUUGUUUUCUUCAAUUUUCGCGCACAUGGAUCACAAAAAUGGGAGCCGAAACAUAAUAUUUCACAAGUACGAGAUGGGAAGGCUACUAGGCCAAGGCACUUUCGCCAAAGUAUAUUAUGGCCGAAACAUCGACACUUCUGAAAACGUCGCCAUAAAGGUCAUCAACAAAGAUCAAGUCAAGAAGGAAGGCAUGAUGGAUCAAAUCCAACGCGAAAUCUCCGUCAUGCGUUUGGUCCGACACCCCAACGUCGUCGAAUUAAAAGAAGUUUUGGCGACGAAACAGAAAAUAUUCUUCAUUAUGGAGUAUAUCAAAGGCGGCGAACUUUUCGCAAGAGUCGCCAAAGGUAGACUCAAAGAAGAUGUCGCCAAAAAGUACUUUCAGCAACUAAUAAGCGCUGUUGACUAUUGUCAUAGUCGCGGUGUCUAUCACCGCGACCUUAAGCCAGAGAAUUUACUGUUAGACGAAAACGGAGACCUCAAGGUCUCCGAUUUCGGGUUAUCCGCGUUGCCUGAGCAGCUCAGGAACGACGGAUUGUUGCACACGCAGUGCGGAACUCCAGCCUAUGUUGCGCCAGAAGUGUUGCGGAGAAAAGGAUAUGACGGUGCGAAAGCUGACAUUUGGUCCUGCGGGGUAAUUUUGUAUGUUUUGUUAGCUGGUUUUUUGCCAUUUCAGGAUGAAAAUAUGAUGAAGAUGUACAAUAAAGUAUUUAAAUCGGAAUACGAAUUUCCUCCGUGGAUGUCAUCUGAAGCGAAAAGGCUUAUAUCGAAGUUGUUAGUGGCGGAUCCUGCUAGGAGAAUUACAAUUUCGGCUAUUAUGAGAGUACCGUGGUUUUCGAAAGGCUUCACUAGAUCAAUUUCGUGUCCUAUUUUAGAUGAUCAAGUUGAAGAUGGACAGGAAAUUGCGCGCACAAAAUCGCCGCCGCCUUUUUACAAUGCAUUCGAGUUUAUUUCAUCGAUGUCAUCGGGUUUUGAUUUGUCGAAUUUGUUUGAGAAUAAACGGAAAUCAGGGUCCUUGUUUACAUCGAAGUGUUCAGGUUCGACGAUUAUGGCGACACUUGAAACGGUUGCGAAAACGUUUAAUUUUAGAGUAGUGUGGAGUAAGGGAUAUAAGUUGAAGAUGGAAGGGGAAAGCGAGGGGAGAAAAGGUAAAUUGGCGGUGACGGCAGAGGUGUACGAGGUGGCACCGGAGGUAGCGGUGGUGGAAUUCUCUAAAGCGGCUGGCGAUACGUUGGAGUAUAAGAAGUUCUGCGAGGAGGACGCGAGGCCUGCGCUUAAAGACAUUGUUUGGAGCUGGCAAGGUGAAAAUAACUGUCAAUCAUAAAUCUUCAAGCAUCUAUUUGUGAACAAACAAACAAAUCGCAACUUGUAUAGUUUUGUGUAGAUCUAUUUGAGUUGAAUCGGGCUGGGUGUGGUGAUUUGUGUUGAAUACAAGUUUAUGUUCGAUAUGAAUUGAGGGUUUUAUCUUUUUGUUUAACUAGUUAACAUGCUUGUAAUAUUUCAAGUCUUGUUUUUGAGCUUGUACAGAUGAACCUAUAGUUUUGUAAUUCGAGUUUCAGUUAGAAAAGAAAGUAGUUUGUACUUC